UAAAUUUAGUAGUAGGUAGGCUUAUAAUUCCAACAAUUAUAUACUGUAUAAUUAGUACCAGACUAACAAUUACUGACAAUUAGUUCACUAUGACUACUGUAGUUAAGAUAUCUGGUGAUAAACAAUUUGCUCAAACUUACUUAAAGCUUAUUUCCUUGUCGGAAUCGGCCGUACCAGAAAAGUUCAAUUCUACUAAUGAUUAUCAUAAGUUACAAUCUUUGGGUCCUAGUUUACCUAAAUUCAAAUUUUCAUUACCUAGAUCUACUACUGGUAGUAAUGAUAUUAAGAUUACUGUUAAAGUAAAAUCAAUUAAACCUCCAUAUAAAUUCAAUACUGAAUUAAAGGAUAUUCCCAUCAGUUCAACUAUUCUCAAAAUUAAAACUGAAUUGAUCGAUACUUUACCAUUACUUAAAGAUGCUCAUGUUACAGUUAGUAAUUUGAAAUUAUUGCAAAAGUCUAAAGUAGUUCAUGACUCUGACGAAAUCCUGAAUAUCUAUGAUUCUGCUCAAGAGAUAACUUUUAAUUGUAUGGUAUCUGCUCCAGCACCUACCCCAGCACCACCAGUGGCAGUAGCACCAGUAGUACCAGAAGCUCAUGAUAUUGAUGAUGUGGAUAUGACAGAUGCUGCCCCUAACUCAUGGGAAGUAUCAGACAAUACUUGGAAACAAAUACAAGAGUUACUUAAUCAAGAUAUUGGUGAAGCUCAUAGUUCAGCUGUAUUAGCCAAGUUCAAAGAGGCACUACAACGUUAAGU
Molecule: messenger RNA, 754 nt
Organism: Scheffersomyces amazonensis
Lineage: Eukaryota; Fungi; Ascomycota; Pichiomycetes; Serinales; Debaryomycetaceae
Exons: 1
Coding region: 90-752 (220 amino acids)
Source: RefSeq, a predicted model, not a curated record